CGUGCACCUCUCCCUCCGCCCUCGGCUGCGCUCGGCUCCCGCAGGCGCUCGGCCCUGCGCCCUCGGUCCCCUCCCCGUCCGCCCGACAGGCCCUCUGAAACAGUCCUCCGGACCACUGGGGUCAGCCUCCUCCUUGGACACUGAAUCUCCAAGAGGCUCUGCUUUGGCUGAGACACCUACAAGAUCAGGGAGAGCCAAUGGCAGCGUGCACCGUCCUCAGGGUCCCCAUGCUGUUCCUGAUCCUCCUGCUUUUUCCAGAGCUCCACACGGCAGGCACCCUUGCAUCUGGAUCCUCUGCCCGGAACCUGCCGGAAACCCACUCCCACCUUCCCGGCUCUGCACUGAGGGUGCCUCAGGCAAGCCAUCAUGGCCGUAGGGGCCUGGGAAAGAGGGACAAGGGCCCAGGCAGGCCUAGCCGGGCCCAGGAGGGAGCUGUGGUCACCGACACCAGACAGGCUUCCCAGAUGACACUUGGACAGCCCCCUGCUGGCCUUCUGAAGAACAAGGAGCUGCUUCUGGGGCUGUCAUUGCCGAACCCCGAGAAGGAGACCCGGUCUCCCGGUUGGGAGAGGGUGAAGAAACGUGGCAGAGAACACAAGAGGCGCAGGGACCGUCUGCGACUGCACCGAGGCCGAGCUGCUAUCCGUGGCCCCAGCUCUCUAAUGAAGAAGAUGGAACCCUCUGAAGACCGGAUGCUGGAGGGUACCAUGGAGGAGUCUUCCACUAGCCUGGCCCCUACCAUGUUCUUCCUAACCACCGCAGACGGUGCCACGCCUACUACAGAAGAGUCCGGGAUCCUGCCUGUCACCUCUCUGCGGCCCCAGACACAGCCCAGGUCUGAUGGGGAGGUGAUGCCCACACUGGACAUGGCCUUGUUUGACUGGACGGAUUAUGAAGACUUAAAGCCAGAGGUCUGGCCUUCUGCAAAGAAGAAAGAGAAACACUGGAGUCACUUUACCAGUGAUGGUAACGAGACAUCGCCAGCUGAGGGGGAACCAUGUGACCAUCACCAGGAUUGCUUGCCAGGAACUUGCUGUGACCCCCGGGAACAUCUCUGCACACCCCACAACCGCGGCCUCAACAACAAAUGUUUCGAUGACUGCAUGUGCAUGGAAGGGCUGCGUUGCUAUGCCAAAUUCCACCGGAACCGCAGGGUCACUCGGAGGAAGGGGCGCUGCGUGGAACCUGAGACAGCCAACGAGGACCAGGGAUCUUUCAUCAACAUCUAGCGCCCUAGUGACGCCUCCCCACCGGCCCGGGGUCUGAGCCAGGAAGGUUUAGGACAAACAGGACCGUGUUAGUAACUAGCUCAGCUUGGGGGCUGAGUGGGGAACCAAUAGCUGAGGCUGCAGGUCAGGCCCAGUACACUCACCGCCAAGCUGGAGGGCUGCUUGGCUGAAAGCAGUGCGCCUGCGCCUGCCCGCAGCCCGCAGCCCGCAGCCCGCCCGCAGCCCGCAGCCCGCAACCAGGGGCAGGACCAGGGCGGGACCCCGGGGGAUCCCAUCCAGCUUACUGAUCCUGUUCGACGCGGUGGCUGUGUGGAGCGCACCCUCUUCUGCUCGACACCAGCAUUGCAGCAGGGUUCACUGGAAAGGAUUGGAAACAGAGGGGACACCUGACAGGGGUGGAUCUGGAAUGCUGUGUCCCAGGCAGACGCCAAGCACCACGUGUAUUUUACUGAAUUCCCACAGAGACCGUGGUAAGGGACCACUGAUGUGCACUUGAGGUGCGUGAUCCCUCAUGCAGGGUCUCACGUCAUCCAUGAUCCUCCAGUUUUGGCAGCAGAUACAGCUUGACUUGACUGCCCUCAGCCUUUCCCCAAGAGAGACGUCUUUUUGAUGGACCGAGUCUCACUCUUUGGCUGAGCUGGCAACUCAGACAAUCCUCCUUCCUCAGUCUUCCAAAUGCUGGAAUUAUAGGCAUGGGUCAGCAU
Molecule: messenger RNA, 1933 nt
Organism: Arvicanthis niloticus (Nile rat)
Lineage: Eukaryota; Metazoa; Chordata; Mammalia; Rodentia; Muridae
Gene: Draxin
Product: dorsal inhibitory axon guidance protein
Biological process (GO): forebrain development; axon guidance; dorsal spinal cord development
Cellular component (GO): extracellular region
Source: RefSeq, a predicted model, not a curated record